Messenger RNA from Drosophila persimilis, 874 nucleotides. RefSeq names its product 40S ribosomal protein S5a (gene RpS5a). The transcript has 5 exons. Lineage: Eukaryota; Metazoa; Arthropoda; Insecta; Diptera; Drosophilidae. Gene Ontology annotation, biological process: ribosomal small subunit assembly; translation. Gene Ontology annotation, cellular component: cytosolic small ribosomal subunit; ribosome. Gene Ontology annotation, molecular function: rRNA binding; mRNA binding; structural constituent of ribosome. The coding region runs from base 40 to 726 and encodes 228 amino acids. The record is from RefSeq and is a predicted model, not a curated record.
UUGCGCUGACAUCGUAUCUCGAUUUCUUCUGUGAAAAACAUGGCCGAAGUUGCUGAAAACGUGGUGGAAACCUUCGAGGAGCCGGCGGCACCUGUGGAAGCCGAGGCGGCCGAGACCAUUCUGGAAACAAAUGUGGUGUCCACCACUGAGCUGCCGGAGAUCAAGCUCUUCGGACGCUGGUCGUGCGACGAUGUGACUGUCAACGACAUCUCGCUGCAGGACUACAUCUCGGUCAAGGAGAAGUUCGCUCGCUACCUUCCCCACUCGGCUGGUCGCUAUGCCGCCAAGCGUUUCCGCAAGGCCCAGUGCCCCAUUGUGGAGCGCCUGACCUGCUCCCUGAUGAUGAAGGGCCGCAACAACGGCAAGAAGCUGAUGGCCUGCCGCAUCGUCAAGCACUCGUUCGAGAUCAUUCAUCUGCUGACUGGCGAGAAUCCUCUGCAGAUCUUGGUGAGCGCCAUCAUCAACUCGGGACCACGUGAGGACUCUACCCGUAUUGGACGUGCCGGUACCGUGCGUCGCCAGGCUGUGGAUGUGUCGCCCCUGCGUCGCGUCAACCAGGCCAUCUGGCUGCUGUGCACUGGAGCUCGUGAGGCUGCCUUCAGGAACAUCAAGACCAUCGCCGAGUGCCUGGCCGAUGAGCUGAUCAACGCCGCCAAGGGUUCUUCCAACUCGUACGCCAUCAAGAAGAAGGAUGAGCUGGAGCGUGUCGCCAAGUCCAACCGUUAAGGAGAGACAGCAACCAACAACCACACAAAAAACAUGCUUCUGUGUCUGUUUUUUUUUUAUACAAAAUAACGCGUGUAAUGCUACACUAAAUUUACAACAAGAAAAUAAACAUGAAAAGAUCCAACCAAUAAACAGUGUAAAAAACUAA